Toxorhynchites rutilus septentrionalis is the source of this 2244-nucleotide messenger RNA. RefSeq lists its product as uncharacterized. The record is from RefSeq and is a predicted model, not a curated record. NCBI's taxonomy places the organism in Eukaryota, Metazoa, Arthropoda, Insecta, Diptera, Culicidae. Gene Ontology annotation, molecular function: protein dimerization activity.
AUGUCCGAAAUACCUUCCGGAAACAGUGAAUCGAGUGAUUCUUGUUCGUCGGCAGGAAGAGAAAACAUUCCGCCGGUCAUAGAAGUAUCUGUAGUGCCAAAAGUAACCAGUGCUCGAAAUGGGAGCAUGAAACCACCUUCAAAGCGCUCCAUCAUCACCACCUACACGGAAGAGCGCUUGUUAAAUGGAGAAAAGAUGAUUUGCUGUGUCCUUGGAGAAAAUUGUAUAUACGAGCAGAAAGUAUUUCGUCAGUCAAAUUUCGAGCGUCACUUCCGACUCUGCCACCCGGUGGAAUAUGACAGCUUGUGUAUUGGUCCAUCUGCUGCAAAGAGUAGCAGUCCGAAUAUGGAACCAGCUAUAACGAUUAGAAUGACAAAGCAACGGCUAGUAGGUGGAAUUAUCAAGAUGGUGGCCAUACAUGGACUUCCGUUCGAAGCCACGGAAUGGGAAGGAUUUCGGGAAGUGGUAGAUCCACUGCUCAGGGCCUAUAACUUGACCAUCAAUAGACACAACAUUACUCAGUACGUGACAAAAGCCGCAGAAGGUAUCGAUUGGAUGAUAGGCCAAGAGUUGAACGGGAAGCUGAUUUCACUCAAAUUAGACAUUGUAUCAAAAAUGUAUCGAAGCAUGCUGGGAAUCAACUGUCAAUACAUAAACAACAGUGGAAUUGUUGUAAAACGAAAUCUUGGUAUUAUUGAGCUGCACAUUCGUCACACUAGCCAAAACAUCAAAGAAGAGCUGGUAAAAGUGUUGAAAACCUUCAACGUGGAAAUGUGGCAAAUAAUGUCCAUCACAAUUGACAACGCGUCAAAUAUGGUCAAAUUAGUUGAUAUUCUGUCAGAUGAGAUCGAAUAUCCACUGGAGGUUGGAUUUGAGUAUCGCGGAGAAGCAGCGACCGAUGACAUAACCACGUUUAACGAACUUGACGCUGAUGAUGAUUUUGAUACGCUUGAUGAUUCCCUUGAGAGACCUGCAGUUCUGGAGUGGGUACGCGUUUUGGAGGAGUUUGCACCUAAUGCUUUCAUUACCGCUAUUCGUUGUGGAGCCCACACCACUCAGUUGGUAGUCCACGACGUUUGCAAGGAGAUUGAACACAAGGAUAUUCUGAAAGAGAUCAGGAAGAAGGUGAAGAAGUUCCGGUCGACUGAAUAUAAAGCGUUUUUUGACGUCAGUGAAGGAGUUUUUGAUCCGCGUCUCAAUUUCAAUGGAUCGAGUUUGCUCUCUCAGCCGCAGACAUUGAAGGAAGACAUAGUGAAAUUUUGUCUGCACAUUUGGUCAAGGAUCAAAUCUCGAAAUAAUCAAUCGGAAGAUAAUGAUUCAAUCUCUACAAUUUCCUUGGGUUCAGAAAUUCCGUCUUGUGAUAAAUUCAGCCUGAAUGAGUAUUUAACUCGCACAUUGGGUGCUACUCAAACGAUUCAAUCGGCUUCCUUGGAAUUGAAGAUUUGCAGUAUUCAAUAUCAACAAAGAAUCGAUGCAGAUAAGCCCUUCAACGUUAUUCAGUACUGGACAGCGAGGAGAUUUGAGGAGCCGCAACUUUGGGCGAUUGCUAAGAUCGUUCUUGGUGUACCUGCAACACAAUGCUCUAUUGAACGAGAUUUCAAUUUAUUUAGUUCCAUUUUGACAAAGUCAAGAAACAAACUGAGUUCAAAAAGUCUCCAAGAUAUAUUGAAAGUUCGAACAAACAAUAGUCUUGUGAAAUCCGCUCUAGCUUACAUGUUCAGCAAAGAUAAGCACAUUCUGGAAGCCCUUUCAUUAUCAGUAUCUACUUCAUAUAAUCAAUCGUGUUUAAAUUAUGUAAACUCAGCACAGAAUGACACCAUUGCACUUACCACGCCCAUCUUUUUGUUCUCUUCUCGUCCCCUUUCCUAUGCCGCAGGUUAUAUCACGAUCGGAAUCGAUGCUGAACCUUCUGCCACUCAGCGUUUCAUCAAAGCUCAAAAUUGUGCGACAACCGACUGUCGAGAGCCGUUGAAUCCACCAGCACCGGUAAACCACGUUCCGCUUCUCAUGAUCUUUCACAGCCCGUAUUAUGCUCGGCUUUGCUCUCUAACUGAUGGUGCGAUGGUGCACUCAACGCAGGGGAUACAAAUUCACUCAACUCAACGAGAAACGUCUUGCGGUGGUUGUGCGCAUCUGCUCUCACGCUGGCUGUCUGCCGCCAUCGAGAUCAUUGCGCGAAAUCUCACAGCAAGAGAUCACAGCGCUACCGGUACCGCUUUAGUUCGAAGUGGGAAGCACAACUGA